This is a messenger RNA of Theileria annulata, 312 nucleotides long. RefSeq names its product histone H4, putative. Gene Ontology annotation, cellular component: nucleosome. The coding region runs from base 1 to 312 and encodes 103 amino acids. The transcript has a single exon. Gene Ontology annotation, biological process: nucleosome assembly. Gene Ontology annotation, molecular function: DNA binding; protein heterodimerization activity; structural constituent of chromatin. NCBI's taxonomy places the organism in Eukaryota, Apicomplexa, Aconoidasida, Piroplasmida, Theileriidae. The record is from RefSeq and is a predicted model, not a curated record.
AUGUCAGGACGUGGAAAGGGUGGAAAAGGUUUAGGAAAGGGUGGAGCUAAGCGCCAUCGUAAGGUAUUGCGUGACAACAUUCAAGGUGUUACUAAACCAGCCAUAAGGAGGUUGGCACGUAGGGGUGGUGUUAAGCGUAUAUCAGGUUUGAUAUAUGAGGAGGUUAGAGGUGUUUUGAAGGUUUUCCUUGAAAAUGUUGUUAAGGAUUCCGUUACUUACACUGAGCACGCCCGUAGGAAGACUGUCACUGCCAUGGACGUUGUCUAUUCACUUAAGAGACAAGGAAGAACCCUUUACGGUUUCGGUGGUUAA